Beta vulgaris subsp. vulgaris (sugar beet) is the source of this 1880-nucleotide messenger RNA. RefSeq lists its product as uncharacterized. Gene Ontology annotation, cellular component: vacuole. Bases 180 to 1631 code for a protein of 483 amino acids. Lineage: Eukaryota; Viridiplantae; Streptophyta; Magnoliopsida; Caryophyllales; Amaranthaceae. The record is from RefSeq and is a predicted model, not a curated record. The transcript has 2 exons.
UGUCUAAACUCAUCCUCCAAAUUUGUCACCCAACAAGAAAUAGAAAAGUCAACAACCAUUAACCUCUCAAGUCCCAAAUCCAGUAUUCCACGUUUCCGAGUCACUUCUGAGUCCAAACUCAACGAUCUUGCUCCUCUUAAGUCUUAUCCCCCAUCAAAAUUCUCAACUUCACCUCAACAAUGGCGUCCAAUCAAAACCCACCAACUCCAAUCCCACAAGAAGAACAAGACCUUCCAAACUCCAAAACAGCACUCCUCUCCUUCAACACAGAUCCACCCUCCACACAUAAACCCACUUUCAAAACCAACAAAACCAUCUUUUUCUCUCUCCUCUUCACCACCUUCACAGCCGUCAUCGCCGCCAUCUCUUUCGCCGUCCUAUUCUUCUCCUCCACCGUUAAACCCGGACACGAACCCAUCAUCCGCACAACCGCCCGAACACUAACCAAACUCCCCCACCCCAUUGUGCUUUUAAUUUCAUCUGAUGGGUUUCGAUUUGGGUACCAAUUCAAAGCUCCGACACCCAAUAUUCAUCGUCUUAUCAAUAAUGGCACUGAAGCUGAAUUGGGUUUGAUCUCAGUUUUCCCAACCUUAACUUUCCCCAAUCAUUAUUCCAUUGCUACUGGUUUAUACCCGCCUUAUCAUGGGAUCAUCAAUAACCGAUUCGUUGACCCGAUUACAGGUGAUAAAUUUACCAUGUCUAGCCAUGAACCCAAAUGGUGGCUUGGUGAGCCCUUGUGGGAAACGGUGACAAAACAUGGUAAAAAAGCUGCCACAUAUUUUUGGCCUGGUUCUGAGGUAAAAAGAAAGUUUUGGGAUUGCCCUGUUGAUUAUUGUAUGCUUUAUAAUGGUUCUGUGCCUUUUGAGGAUAGGGUUAAUACAGUUCUGAAUUACUUUGAUUUGCCUAGUGAUGAAAUUCCUGUGUUUAUGACAUUGUAUUUCGAGGACCCGGAUCAUCAGGGUCACCAGGUUGGGCCUGAUGAUCCGGAGAUUACGAAGGCGGUUGUUAGGAUUGAUGAGAUGAUUGGGAAAUUGAUUAAAGGGUUGGAGGAAAGAGGGGUGUUUGAGGAUGUUAAUAUUAUUAUGGUGGGUGAUCAUGGUAUGGUGGGUACUUGUGAUAAGAAAUUGAUAUAUUUGGAUGAUUUGGCUCCUUGGGUUGAAAUUCCUUCAGAUUGGGUACAAAACUAUACUCCAUUGCUCGCAAUUCGCCCUCCACCAGAGAUUUCUGCAGCGGACAUUGUGGCGAAGAUGAAUGAGGGGUUGCAAUCAGGGAAAGUCGAGAAUGGGAAUAAUUUGAAGAUGUAUCUAAAGGAAGAUCUUCCUAGUAGGCUUCAUUAUGUUGAUAGUUAUCGGAUUCCGCCUAUAAUUGGCCUUCUUGAAGAGAGUUUUAAAGUAGAGCAAAAGAAGUCUAACAAGAUGGAAUGUGGUGGAGCUCAUGGAUAUGAUAACGCAUUCUUCUCUAUGAGGACCAUUUUCAUUGGUCAUGGCCCUCAAUUUGCUGAAGGAAGGAAGGUACCGUCUUUCGAAAAUGUUCAAAUAUAUAACUUGAUUACUUCAAUACUUAACAUUGAAGGAGCACCAAAUAAUGGGACUGAUUCAUUUUCUAACUCUGUUCUUUUGCCUGAUGCAUAAAAUUCUGAUGUUAAGGCAUAAAUGGAGUGAGUAUUUAUUGCUAUGUAAUGGAUACUAUGAUCAUUUCAUGUAAAUAACUCUUCCUAAUUGCUACAUAGGUCUGUUUGAUUGUGACAGAGAUGUUGCAUAUUAUGUGAUUUUGGUCAAAAAGUGAGUUGGAGCAUGUAAUUCUUACGAACUUUUACCUAGUUCGAUGUUACUGUCUUUUAUUGGUUCAGGCAAUAAAAGCUGAUAGAAAUUUUCAGUUUU